This is a messenger RNA of Triticum dicoccoides, 876 nucleotides long. RefSeq lists its product as uncharacterized. The record is from RefSeq and is a predicted model, not a curated record. NCBI's taxonomy places the organism in Eukaryota, Viridiplantae, Streptophyta, Magnoliopsida, Poales, Poaceae. The transcript is spliced from 3 exons. Bases 1 to 876 code for a protein of 291 amino acids.
AUGGCUUCUGUAAAUAAAGCUUCUGUAAACAAAGCGACAACGACUAGAGAGAAGAAGUAUGAUAUUUACGUACAUGAAACAGUGGUCUGCUGUCAAGGUGCUAUUUAUGACCUUCUUUGGAUUGUUUGCGAUGAUAAUCAGAGGAAAAAGGUUGCAGAAUCUAGUUUGCAGGGGUUACUACAUCUACGUGAUAUUCAAAUUCGUCGCCAAACAGUAAAAGCUGAUACUUUCGAUCCGGAAGUUGAGGCAUUUAUUGUGAACAACAAACAGUUAAAGAUACAUCUGGAAGAUGUAGUUAAUAUCAUGGAUCUGCCUUCGGCAGGGGGGAUCCCUGAUAUUAAACUUAGGUAUGCAGACAAGAAGCUUGAGUUCGAAAGAAAACAGAAACAAGGCCAACUGUUCAGAUUAUACGUAGACCCAAAAGAGCAAGCAAUCACCUACAAGGGCCUAGUGCAACAAAUAAGAGAAAGCAAAGGAUCUACGGACGAACACUUCUUGAGGAGAAUUGCUUUGUGUGUAAUUUGUCGACUGCUAUGUCCAAGUACAAAGUCACAAGUCAGUUCAGAAUAUUUGAACCUUAUGUUGGACGAUGGUGAUGUAAAUAAGAUAAAUUGGGCAACCCUGACACUUGAUCACCUGAUUGCGUGCUUGAAGCAGUACAAGAACAAUAAGCAAACAAAUCUUGCUGGCAACCUCGCUCUCUUACAGGUGUGGUACUGGGAGAAAUUUUAUGUGAACAAAGUUAAGCACAAUAUAGAUAUAGAUUACUCUCCUCGACAGAAGCCUUUGAUACAAUCGUGGGACAAGGAGAAGGUGGCAAAGAGGGAACAUGCCAACUUUGCCGAGGGAGAUGUAAGUAAAGGAUUGUGUACAUGA